UCUCUUACAUUUCUCCCUCUCUCUCUACAUCUGCUUUCUCUCUCUCUAUCCUCCUUGUCUACGGCGGGAGGAACCGGUAUUUUCUAGCAUUGACUCGUCCCAGAAAGCACACAGCUCUGGCCAGUUAAUCCACCACCAGAUCGGGUGGUGGAGUUUGUGGAGGUGGGGAAUGUGUUGGGUUUUCAUUGAGGAAGGGUCAGGCAAUGGGGUAGGUGAGGAGCUAGGGUUUUGAUUAGUUACCCAAAUUUGAAUUCGGGUAAUGCUCUAAGGAUUUCUUCUGAUUAGAGAUUUCAAUUUUGGUUACUUGUGAGUAGGAAGUGGAUUGUGUAUCCUGAUUGUUCUCGGUUGGAGGGUCUGUGAGGAUGAAUUAUGGGGAGGGAUUUUUAGUUCCACCAGACAAAGAACUCCAGCUUAUGGGUAUGGGUUCUUGGAUACCAUUAACGCCACAGAAGCCUAUUCAGGCUAGGUCUAAUCUGAUGCCUGAGAGGCAUGGGAACCAAACGGGAAGUGUGAAGCCAGACCUGGCUUCAAAUCCGAUGACUGAGAUGCGUGGGAACCAAAUGGGAAUGGAGAAUUGGCAAGGCCUGGCAUCGAAUUCGAUGCCUGAGAGUCGUGGGAACCAAAUGGGAAGGGCAAAUUGGCAAGACCUGGCAUCGAAUCCGAUGCCUCAGAGGCAUGCAAAUCAAAUGGGAGAGGUGAAUUGGCAAGACCUGGUUUCUAAUCCGAUGCUUGAGAGGCAUGGGAACCAAAUGGGAAGGGUGAAUUGGCAAGACCUGCCAUCUACUCUGACCCCCGAAAGGCAAAUAGGAAGGGCAAAUUGGCAAGACUUGGCAUCUACUCUGACCCCAGAAAGGCAUGGGAACCAAAUUGGGAGGGCAAAUUUGCAAGAACUGGCUGGGUUUCACAGUAUUCGUGGACAAGAGGUGCCGAAUUACAACCCUGUUGAACAAGCCUUUAGAAAUGGAAGUUGUCAUGGUGACAGUGCAGGUUCCAUGGAGAGAUACAAUGGGGUUGUUCAGAAUUUCAGCCCUGUUGAACAAGCUUUUAGAAAUGGAAAUUGUCAUGGUGACAGUGCAGGUUCCAUGGAGAGAAACAGGCGGAUCAAUCAGAUUGCAGGUGCCCAUAGGCAGGCCUUCAUCGAUAACAGUGAUGCUCGUAGUAGUAUUGCAUUAGCAAAUUAUAUAGCACGUAGGAGUGCGGCUUCCAUUUCUUCUGCUAACAGAAAUCUGAAUGGAAACACGAGCAUAGGAACCGAGAGAAAUCUGAGCGGAAGCAUAAGCAUGGGAACCGGGCAUCUGAUUCCGAAUCCAAAUUCUCAACUUUCUGACUGGGGGGAUUCCAGCUUGACCAGUUUUUUGCUUGCUAACCGCUCACAGUUUUCUGGAAGAAAUCUGUCAACUAGCAUUAGCAGCAUACCUCAGAAUAACCAAUCAGGUAGAUUCCCAUUACAAUACCAACCUGACCACAAUCUAAACUUACUACCUAGAGCAGAAGCCGAUCAAGCUUCAUGCAGCACCACCUCAGUCCAAUUCACGCCACAAACACCAGAUGGGGCCAAGGUAGAGAAUAACAGGCUUCUGAUGAUUCAAAAUUUCUCAAUGGACAAAAACUCAAAUCAGCAAAAAGAGAAACAGAAGGAAAUAAUUAUUAUAGAAGAUGAAGCUGAUGAGCACAGUUCUGAUAGACUCUUACAUAACAUCGUGGAUUCAUCAUCUGCCAUUGCUUCUAUACCAUUGGAGGACAACCAAGGCUUUGAUCUUAACGAGACGCCCCCACAGAAACCACCCAAAAGAAGAAAGCACAGGCCCAAAGUUUUUGUAGAAGGGAAACCCAAAAGGAAUUCAAGUGCUGCAACCACAAAAAAUAGUGAGUCGAAGCAGAAACCAAAUGAAAAGAGGAAGUACGUGUGCAAGAAUGGCAUGAACCAAUCAGCAACUGAAGGUGCUUUUGUCAGAGUGGCUACAGAUCCACUGGAUGGAGCAACUGCAAAAUCAUGCAGAAGAACAUUAAAUUUCUCAUCAGAAAAGGCUGGAGAUGAAAAGCAGAUCAGCAUAGUGGGUCAAAAGGAGAUAAACCCCACAAAUAAGCAGGUUCCUGAUUUCAAUGCAGAUUUUCAAGCAAGAGAAUUUUCCUCUGGAACUGAUAUUUUAUGCAGAACUAAGUCAGCAUUACAGAGCACCCAGCAGGAUGCAAUCUUGCCACAAAUUCAGCAACCAGGAACCACUAGUAGCAUUGCCCCUGCUAUGAAACAAAUGCCAAGAAACUUCUUCUCAAUGUCAGAAGCACCAGGAUCUCUAUCCCAUCAACUCCCAACAAAAAGCAUUCAAACAGAAAACUCAAUAGUUGACCCACAAAUUGUUGAUCCCCGCCAAAAGAGUAGCAAAAAUGGAUUUCCUCCCAUACUACAAAUGCAUGCAGAACAAUUUGGGAGACUUUCACCUCAAGCAAGAGCUAUUUCUCCAAGCUCCGAAAGUACCAAAAUGUUGAUGCCGAAGAGUACCCUUCAUUCGGUACCAAAAUUUUCGUCCAAUUCAAAUCCAGCUGGGGGAUCUAAGAGAGCAUAUUCUCAUACCAUUGAGCAGACACCAUUCCAUGACAUAAAUACUACUGCUUCUUCAAUGUUCAGUCAUAAGACAUUCCAGCUUGAAGAUUGCCGCAGAGAGUCCAAUAUUCUUCGAGCAGGUUAUUUUGAGACCCACAAGAAGAAGAAAAUUGAGAAUGGAUUUCAAACAACAUACAAAAUGCCCUCAUGCAGUGCAGCAUUUGAAGUUACAGAAGGUUGGGGAGAACCUAAAACAAAAGGUACAAAUGACGAUCUUUAUGUGCUUUCUUCGCAGCCAAACCACGGAUUUCUUCACUCAAUAUUUGAAAGUGAGCAGCUGUUGAAGAGAGAAAACAAUGGGGUCAGCCUGAAUAACAGUAACGUUGAAUCUAUAACUUUCGGGAAAAUUUUGCCAAAGCAAAAUAUAAGAUAUGAACAGCAUUCAUGCAUGGAAAGCAUGGGAGUAAGCAGUAACAACUUUUCCAAGCUGACCACAAUUGACGAACAUCACCUGCUCCCACCAACUCUCCCCAGGAAAACCUGCAAUGUUAAUGUGUCAGUUAGACAGGAGACUCAGGAAUCUGCUCCAUCCCACUCAAUAACAAGGGUGCCACCCAAAAAGAAGGAUGCAUCGAGUGAUCAUCAUCAACCAUCCGCAAGAAGAAGAGGGCGACCAGUAAAGCAGACAUACCCCAUUUCAGUUGACCAAAUCAUAUACAGACUGAAUGACCUCAAUCUCAAAGAGAGGACCAAUGAAAGCGCAGGACAAGAGCAAAACGCACUAGUCCCAUACAAAGCAGAUGGUACCAUCGUUCCAUAUCAGGGGCUUGGAUUCCUCAAGAAACGUAAGCCAAGGCCAAAAGUGGACUUGGACCUAGAAACAAAUAGAUUGUGGAAUCUGUUGAUGGGAAAAGAGGGACCCAAAAGCCUGGAGGGGACAGACAGAGAUAAAGAAAAAUGGUGGGAAGAAGAAAGGAAAAUUUUUCGUGGAAGGGUUGAUUCAUUCAUCGCAAGAAUGCAUCUAGUACAAGGGGAUAGACGCUUCUCACAAUGGAAGGGAUCUGUUAUUGACUCUGUGAUAGGAGUUUUCCUCACCCAGAACGUUUCAGACCAUCUUUCAAGCUCCGCCUUCAUGUCUCUAGCAGCAAGGUUUCCUCUCAAGUCAAAGAGCGAUACAACCUAUGACAAGGAUGGAACCCAUAUAUUUGUUGAAGAACCAGAAGUUUACUGCUUGCAAAAUCCAAAUGAGACCAUCAAAUGGCAUGACAAUGCAUCAAGUCAACUCUGCAACAAAAGCUCUUCAACACCUCAUAAGAUGGCAAAAAAAUCAACGGAAGGUGUGACCCCAGUGAAAGAAGGAACAAGCUCAGUGGAGGCGGCUAGUCAUGCCGUAGAAGAAGUGAUAUCAUCACAAGAUUCUUUUGAUUCCUUGAUCAUCCAAGGAAUUCCAGGAAUCAGAUCAUGCUCAGGUUCUAACUCAGAAGCAGAGGAUCCUACUAUUGGGAGCGAAUGCAACGAGAUCCGUGGUUCAACCUUCACAAAUCUUCUACUGAUGGACAGCAACUCCCUAUUGGAUGAAUUCUUCAUUUUCGAAAAUGAGAGCUCACUAUUUCACGAGAGACCUCAUGGCCAGCAAUGCCCAAGAUCAGGACAAAUAGAUGACCAGAAGUGCAGCAACUCCAUACUGCAGAUGCCAGUGAUUCCUUCCAAUGAUUUGUUACACAUGACAUCAAACUCCGAGUUAAUGGGGAUAGAGGCUCUUGAGUUUUAUGAUGAAGAAAGCAUAUCUUCUUGGCGUUCAGCCACUUCAGGGGUCACUAAGGCAAUAGACGACAACAUUACAAGUAAAAGGGAUGGACAAGUCGCAGAAAGUGUAAGUAGAUCUACCGCCAGAGUAAAUAAACCUACACGAGUGGAAGACUCAAUUACAAAUCCAUAUGCCACAGUAAACAAGCAUCCAUUCCACCAACAAAGCAUCUCUGAAGCUUAUCAUGACAGUUACUUGAGUGAGAUGAGCAAGCCCUUGCACCUGGAGAGCACAUCAGUGACACAACCCAUAAACCUUGCUGAUACACUGUCUAAGGGGCAGACUGGUGGCACAGAGUGUAUCUCAAACGUCCCUGAGUUUCCAGGAAAAACUUUUGAUGUUGAGGGGGGAAUUUCUAAAGUAAACAAACAAAUUCGAGUGGAAAAUAAAUUGGUUGAACAAAAUUCUAGACAGAACGUACAUUCUACCGUUACUGGUCCUCGGAAAGCAAAAAAAGCAAAGGUUGAGCAUGAAAACAAUAAUGCAAUUGACUGGGAUAAUUUAAGGAAACAGGUGGAUGCCAAUGGCAGAAAAAAAGAGAAAAACAAAGAUGCAAUGGAUUCACUGGACUAUGAAGCAGUGAGAUGUGCUGAUGUCAAAGAGAUUUCAGAUGCUAUCAAAGAAAGGGGGAUGAACAAUAUGCUAGCAGAGCGAAUGAAGGAAUUCCUCAACCGAAUGGUCGCAGAACAUGGAAGCAUAGAUCUAGAGUGGUUAAGGGAUGUUAACCCUGACAAAGCGAAGGAUUACCUGUUAAGUAUACGGGGUUUGGGGUUGAAAAGUGUGGAGUGUGUGCGGCUUCUAACUCUUCAUCAUCUUGCUUUUCCGGUUGACACAAAUGUUGGGAGGAUAGCAGUUCGACUGGGAUGGGUACCCCUCCAACCAUUGCCAGAGUCACUUCAGUUACAUCUUCUAGAACUGUACCCAGUCCUGGAAUCUAUUCAGAAAUAUUUAUGGCCAAGAUUGUGCAAACUUGACCAACGGACAUUGUACGAGUUACACUAUCAGAUGAUUACCUUCGGGAAGGUUUUCUGCACCAAGAACAAGCCGAAUUGUAAUGCCUGCCCAAUGAGAGCAGAAUGCAGACACUUUGCCAGUGCAUUUGCAAGUGCACGGCUUGCACUUCCUGGGCCAGAAGAAAGGAGUUUAGCAAAUUCAGUUGUUCCCAUUACAUCUCAGAAGAACGCUGCAGUACUGAUUAAUCCUGUGCCAUUACCUCUGAUUGAGGAAAACUCCCUUAAAAUGGCACUGUCUGAUGUUGGUAGUUGUGAGCCUAUCAUUGAAGAGCCAGCAACACCAGAACCAGAACACAGUGAAAUAACAGAAAGCAACAUAGAGGACUCAUUCUGGGAAGACCCUGAUGAGAUCCCGACAAUAAAACUUAACAUUGAUGAAUUCACUGCAAGUUUGCAGACUUAUAUGCACGAGAACAUGGAACUUCAAGACGGUGAUUUGUCCAAGGCUUUAGUUGCUUUGAAUCCAGCAGCUGCUUCUAUCCCUACACCAAAACUGAAGAAUAUAAGUCGGCUACGGACGGAGCACCACGUAUAUGAACUUCCAGAUUCGCAUCCUCUCCUGAAAAGGAUGGAAAGACGGGAACCUGAUGAUCCUAGCCCAUACCUUCUUGCAAUAUGGACCCCAGGUGAAACCGCAAACUCUAUUCAAGCACCAGAUCAACAAUGCAAGUCCCAAGGACCGGACAAAUUAUGCAAUGAUAAAACAUGCCUUUCAUGCAAUAGCAUACGAGAAGCUAAUUCGCAAACAGUUCGGGGAACAAUUCUGAUACCUUGUAGAACAGCAAUGAGAGGAAGCUUUCCACUUAAUGGGACGUACUUUCAAGUCAAUGAGAUGUUUGCAGACCAUGAAUCGAGUGUCAAACCAAUUGAUGUACCAAGAGCAUGGAUAUGGAAUUUGCCUAGACGAAUAGUGUUCUUUGGAACUUCGGUAUCAACAAUAUUCAAAGGCCUUUCAACAGAGGGAAUUCAAUAUUGCUUCUGGAAAGGAUUUGUUUGUGUCAGAGGAUUCGACCAAACAACAAGAGCACCUCGACCUCUUUUAGCCAGACUGCACUUUCCAGCAAGUAAAAUGGCCAAGAAGAAAGAGGAAGUGAAAUGAGAAGCAGCAUGAUGCGAGAAAAAAUCUCAGAAAAUAUACUAACCACGCGUAUGCGAUCCAACUCAGUGCAGGAAAACGACUACAUACCAGAAAAUUGUUGUAGAUGAUCAUUCUUCCUCAAACUUUCAAUGCAUCCACCAUUGUAGUCUGGCCGAAAGCAUUUUUCGACAAAGAUCGUAUAGCAAGUGAGAUUUGGACUGUACAAGAACAACAGAUAUUAGUACAAUUAUUUCAAUUGAUGCUCCAAAUUGAGCAAUUGUUACCAGGAGGAAAAAAAAAUAAUAUUAGUCAAAUAAAGAAUAGAAGUUCCUUUAGGCU
Molecule: messenger RNA, 6779 nt
Organism: Tripterygium wilfordii
Lineage: Eukaryota; Viridiplantae; Streptophyta; Magnoliopsida; Celastrales; Celastraceae
Product: transcriptional activator DEMETER
Exons: 20
Coding region: 363-6461 (2032 amino acids)
Biological process (GO): base-excision repair
Molecular function (GO): DNA N-glycosylase activity; DNA demethylase activity; 4 iron, 4 sulfur cluster binding
Source: RefSeq, a predicted model, not a curated record